GUUGUACAAUCUCGAGUUAAAAAGUCGCCAAUUCUGGUUCUUUCGGAUACCGCCUUCCUGUACCAAUCUCAUCUUCAUUUCCAGUCAAUUUUUUACUAUUAUUUUGAAGACCCAAACACACAAACACAGCUAAUAUAUAGGGCUAUGAUAUUGUUGUAAAUCGCACCACCAAACCCAUGAUCCCUUUCAUGUCUUCUGCAAAAUCUCAUCUUCUUUCACCUAUCAAGAACUUCAUCCAUGCUGAUUUCCAUGGAGUCUUUCAAAGAAUGACACUGACAGACAAAGUUCUCUUCCUGAACGUUCACGGCGUUGACAAGUCAGGCAUCGGGUGGCACCGUCUGCCGGUUUUCUUGGGACUGUCGUACUUGGCUAUACGCCGGCGUCUUCAUGACAAGUAUAAUUUAGUCAACGUUGGGAAAACUCCUGUGGGUGUUCGGUUCAAUGCUGCUGACUUUCCGUUCAGAACAGCCGAUGGAAAGUUCACUGAUCCUUUCAAUGAAGGUGCCGGUGGUGAAGGAAGUUUUUUUGGCCGGAACAUGCCUCCUGUUGAUCAGAAAGAUAAGCUAUUAAAGCCAGACCCCAUGGUGGUGGCUACAAAACUUCUAGCACGCAAGCAGUUUAUAGAUACCGGAAAACAAUUCAACAUGAUUGCUGCUUCAUGGAUUCAGUUCAUGAUUCAUGAUUGGAUUAACCACCUUGAAUCAACACAACAGAUCGAACUUAAUGCACCUAGAGAAGUAGUUGGUCAAUGCCCUCUAAAAUCCUUCAAAUUCUACAAGACGAAAGAAUUUGAUACUGGUCUCAGUGAUAUCAAGAAAGGUCAUCAUAACACCAGAACUCCUUGGUGGGACGGGAGUGUAAUAUAUGGAAACAAUUUGAGAGAAUUGUGGCAAGUGAGAACAUUCAAAGAUGGAAAGCUAAAGAUAGCAAAAGAUGGUCUCCUCCAACAUGACAACAAUGGAUUGGCCAUAGCAGGUGAUAUCCGUAACAACUGGAUUGGUGUUUCAACUUUGCAAGCCCUUUUUAUCCAAGAACACAAUGCUAUUUGUGACACGUUAAAGAAAGAAUAUCAUGAUUUGGAUGAUGAACAUUUGUAUCGUCACGCAAGACUAGUGACUUCUGCGGUGAUUGCCAAGAUCCACACCAUUGAUUGGACCAUUGAACUUCUGAAAACGGACACGCUUGCUGCCGCAAUGAGAAUUAAUUGGCAUGGUGUGUUGGGGAAGAGAUUCAAGGAGACAGUUGGGCAUGUUGGAGGAGCUGUUUUGGGAGGUCUUGUAGGGUUAAAGAAACCUAAUAACCAUGGGGUACCCUACUCAUUAACGGAAGAGUUUACAAGUGUUUACAGAAUGCAUUCGCUUUUACCUGAUCAGCUUUUCAUUAGGGAUGUGAAUUCAAAGCUAGGACCUAAUAAGUCUCCAAGAUUGAGCAAAAAGGUUGACAUGAUAAAUUUAAUUGGGAAGAACGGAGAGACGGAAUUGUCGGAAAUUGGAUUCAUAACACAAAUGGUAUCAAUGGGUCAUCAAGCAUGCGGUGCACUUGAGCUAUGGAAUUAUCCGAUGUGGCUUAGGGAUAUUGUUCCCCAAAACAUGGAUGGCACAGAUCGGGUCGAUCAUGUUGACUUACCCUCACUUGAGAUUUAUAGGGACAGGGAACGGAAUGUAGCAAGAUACAAUGAGUUCCGUAGAUCACUUUUGUUGAUCCCCAUCUCCAAAUGGGAAGAUCUAACGGAUGAUAUAGAAGCUAUUGACACAUUGCGUGAAGUAUACAAUGAUGACAUUGAACAACUCGAUCUGUUGGUAGGAAUGGCGGCUGAGAAAAAAAUCAAGGGAUUCGCCAUAAGUGAAACAGCCUUCAUAAUAUUUGUAACCAUGGCAUCAAGGAGACUUGAGGCAGACCGAUUUUUCACUAGUGAUUACAAUGAAGAGGUGUAUACAAAAAAAGGGCUUGAAUGGAUUAACACAACAGAGAGUUUAAAAGAUGUGCUGAAUCGACAUUAUCCAGAGAUGACUGAUACUUGGAUGAACUCAACAAGUGCUUUUUCCGUGUGGGAUGCUUCACCAGAACCUCGUAAUCAUGUACCCUUAUAUUUCCGUGUUCCUAAGUAACACACUCACUCUUCAAUCUUCAUGUUCCAUUCCAUUGCAUGUAUGUAUAAUAUAAUAUUACUCUAGUUUUUAUUUCUUGAAAAAUAACACGAGUGUAGUGUUUGUGUGGGUUUAAAGUUUGAAUAAAGUAAAUGUAGUCAUAAUUGGUGAAUGGAAUAUCAAUAUACCAAACUUUUGGCUGUGUAGUAACUAGUAAGUAUGAAAUAAAACUGCAAAGACAAGAAAACUAAUUAACCUAACAAACAAAGAGUAGUAGUUAAAUAUCUACACUGGAAAUCCUCUUCUUCUUCUUCUUCUUCUUCUACGAUGGUCACUCUCUUUCUCUCUCUCUCUCUCUCUCU
Lactuca sativa (garden lettuce) is the source of this 2449-nucleotide messenger RNA. Its product is annotated as alpha-dioxygenase PIOX. Lineage: Eukaryota; Viridiplantae; Streptophyta; Magnoliopsida; Asterales; Asteraceae. The record is from RefSeq and is a predicted model, not a curated record. Gene Ontology annotation, biological process: response to oxidative stress. Gene Ontology annotation, molecular function: heme binding; peroxidase activity; oxidoreductase activity, acting on single donors with incorporation of molecular oxygen, incorporation of two atoms of oxygen.